AUGGAUGGGGAGAAACACAACCACUGCUGGAUUCAUGUUACAAAAGUAGAAAACGGUCGUGAAUGGAUAUGCAAGCAUUGUAAUCUUAAGUUCAAUGGAGAUGCUUCGAGAAUUGAAGCAGACCUAGGGCGGGGUGGCAUUGAAGCGCACCGGAGUAGCAAAGUAGGAGAAGACAUUAGGCGAUGCUCCUAUCAUCCUGUGGCUGGUAAUGAAGGAGUUCACAACAAUAUGGCAUCCACUUCAAGUAAUCCACCAGAAGCUGUGAAUAGAUCAAUUCAUUCAAUACAAGUUCAAGGUGUGAACAGGAGCGGUUGUAAUAGAAGUGUUUUUGGAAAUGAGGUUAAUCACUUAAAACAAUUGGUUUUUGAUCUAGAAUGUGAGGAAAAUUAUAUUACAAAACAACUUCAACGAUUAAAGUCUCAUGGAAAAAAGCGCAAGCAAGAAGUUGAUAUAUGGCUAGAAGAGUUACUAGAAAUUAAAGAAAGAGUGGAUGCUAUGAAUAACUUGAAUGACACUCAUGAUAUAUAUGAGUUAUUCAAAGAUAUGAAACGACACAAGGAAGAAAAACCUCUCACUUUGUCGACAGAAUUUGUUGGGAAAGCAUUAGACUUUAAUAUCAGGAAAGUGCUUAAACUUCUAGAGGAUGACCAAGUUUUUGUUAUUGGUAUAUAUGGAAUGGGGGGAGUGGGAAAAACUUUACUUGCAACUCUCGUCGAGAAUGAAGUAAAAAGGAAACCACCUUUCAUAGAUGUGUUUUGGGUUACUGUUUCCCCCAAUUUCAAAAUCUUAGAAUUGCAACACGAUAUCGCAAAAAGAAUUGGUGUGAAGCUUGAUGAAGACGAUGAGAAAAUUGGAGCAGAUAACUUGUCAUCGGCACUGCAGAAAAAGCGAAAAUCAGUUAUUAUUUUGGAUGAUGUUUGGAAAUACAUUGAUUUGGAAAAGGUGGGAAUUCAUACAAAGGUGAAUGGUAUUAAAGUAAUUCUGACAACUCGUUUGAAACUUGUGUGUCAACAGAUGGAUUGUAUGCCAAAUCAUAUGAUAAAUAUGAAACCUCUUGAUGGUGUCAAUGAAGAUUGGGAGUUAUUUAAGGUCAAACUUGGACACAGAGGAACUCCUGCCACACUCUCGCCUGAAAUUGAAAAUAUUGCGAGACAUAUUGUAUCCCGAUGUGAGGGUUUACCACUUGGAAUCAGUGUGAUCGCUAGAACCAUGAAAGGGAUUGAUGACAUUCAUCAAUGGAAACAUUCAUUAAAUGAACUUAACAAAUUGGAAAUGGGACAAGAGGUGGUUGAAGAAGUCUUCAAGGUAUUAAGACGUAGUUAUGAUAAUUUGAUAGAAGAAGACUUGCAGAACUGUUUUUUGUAUUGUGCACUAUUAUCUAAUGAUGAUGAGUUUGACAAAGAUGAGUUGAUCAUGAAGCUUGUUGACAAUAAACUGAUAAAUGGGAAUAAGUGUUUGGAAGAAAUAUUUGAUGAUGGGAAUACCAUAUUUGAUAAGCUCAAAGCCCACAGUCUGAUGAGUAGUUCACAUUAUUCAUCUGUAUACAAUUAUCGCUUGGUGAUAGACAUGGCAUGUUAUAUCAUGAAAGAGAGUAAGCGAAAUGCUAUGGUGAAAUUCGGUAACGAAUUGACCAAGAGAGCCAUUACACAGGAAUGGGCAGAUGAUUUAGAGUUGGUUCAUUUGUGGAGUUGUGAUAUAGAAGAAAUUCCAGAGAGCAUUGCACCUUAUUGUCAGAGGUUGUCCACCUUGGUCAUAAAUAAAUUGUCUAUUAGUCAUGUUCCAGAGAGUUUUUUCGAAUACAUAGAUAAUCUAACAAUACUCGAUCUAUCCAAUAAUAAAAAACUAGAAUCUUUGCCUAACUCUAUCACUAAGUUGAUAUCUCUUGUUUCUUUAGUACUAACAGGAUGUCAUUCACUUACACAUGUGCCCCCAGUGGGAGAACUAUGGUCAUUGUCAAGAUUGGUCAUUUCAGACUGUUCCAUUAAAGAAGCACCACAAGGCUUGGAUAAACUACAUUUGAAAUGGCUUGAUCUAUCCCACAAUAAGAGCUUGAAUUUGGAAUUAGGAUCUUUGAAUUUGAACGAAAUGCAAUACCUGGAUCUCCAAGAUACUCUUGCAAUGAUUACAGUAGAAGAUAUUCAAAGGAUGAAUAUGUUGGAAUGUUUAGGAGUCGCCUUUGACUGUAAACAUUACAACCAGUACAUGCAGAAAAAUCUUGACAUGAGUUUUGACCUCAAAACAUAUCAUUUCAGAUUUGGAAAUGUGUGCGGUGAAUCAAAAAGUGUUUGGUGGAAUUAUAUUAAUUUGAAAAGAUUUGAUCCUAGUGAUCCUGAAACUAAGACUAUACUAUUUAGAGAUUGUGAUCAUUUCUCCCACAUACUGCCUAAAGACCUUACAUAUCUCUGUAUAGAGAAAAAUGGUCAUUGGGUUUGCUUAUGUGAUGCUCUGUCAUACAAUACUGCUUCUUCUUUGAGGAAAAUUGGAGCUUAUGAUUGCCAACAACUGGAGAGCUUGUUUUGUUUAUCUGGUUCUUGUUCCUUUUGCACCAAGAUUCACAACCUUGAAGAUUUGGAACUUAGAAACAAUCUUUAA
Molecule: messenger RNA, 2592 nt
Organism: Medicago truncatula (barrel medic)
Lineage: Eukaryota; Viridiplantae; Streptophyta; Magnoliopsida; Fabales; Fabaceae
Product: probable disease resistance protein At4g27220
Exons: 3
Coding region: 1-2592 (863 amino acids)
Molecular function (GO): ADP binding; protein binding; ATP hydrolysis activity
Source: RefSeq, a predicted model, not a curated record